This is a messenger RNA of Triticum turgidum subsp. durum (durum wheat), 1203 nucleotides long. The record is from the annotation of a GenBank genome assembly. Lineage: Eukaryota; Viridiplantae; Streptophyta; Magnoliopsida; Poales; Poaceae.
AUGGAGGGCGUCGAGGAGAUCGUCAUCGCCGGCGCCGGGCUCGCCGGCCUCGCCACGGCCCUGGGGCUGCACAGGAAAGGGGUGAGGUGCGUGGUGCUGGAGUCGUCGGCGACGCUGCGGGCGUCGGGGUACGCCUUCACCACAUGGACCAACGCCUUCCGCGCGCUGGAUGCGCUCGGUGUCGGGGACAAGAUCAGGGAGCACCAUCUCCUCUACGAGAGGCUGGUGGCCUUCUCUGCGUCCACGGGCGAGGCUGCCGCAAAAGUGAGCCUAAAGAUGCAGGGUAAAAGCGUGCCUCACGAGAUCCGGUGCGUGAAGCGCAACUUCCUGCUGGAGACGCUGGAGAACGAGCUGCCGGAGGGCACCAUCAGGUACUCCUCCAAGAUGGUCGCCAUUGAGAUCGAGGAAGAGGGCAACGUGAAGCUCCUGCACAUGGCCGACGGCUCCACCAUCAGAGCCAACGUUCUUGUGGGGUGUGACGGAGUGAACUCGGUGGUGGCGAGGUGGCUGGGCCUGCCCAAGCCCAUCCUCUCGGGGCGGUCCGCCACCAGGGGCCUCGCCGAGUACCCGGACGGCCACGGCUUCGGGCCGGAGAUGCUGCAGUUCAUCGGCCAGGGCUUCCGCUCCGGCGUGCUCCCCUGCUCCGACACCUCCGUGUACUGGAACUUCACCUGGUACCCGUCCCCGGCGGACGGGGACGCGGACGAGAGUGUGGCCAAGAUGCGGCGGCACGUGCUGGCCAGGCUGACGGCCGCCAAGAUCCCGGCGGAGGCGCUGGACGUGGUGGAGCGGAGCGAGAUGAGCGAGGUGGUGUCGUCGCCGCUGCGGUUCCGGUCGCCGCUGGCGCUGGUCCGGGGCAGCAUCUGCAGGGGCGGCGUGUGCGUGGCCGGCGACGCGUUCCACCCGAUGACCCCGGAGCUCGGCCAGGGCGGCUGCGCGGCGCUGGAGGACGGCGUCGUCCUCGCCCGGUGCCUCGGGGAGGCCUUCGCCGUCGGCGGGCACGGGAGCGCCGAGGCGGCCCUGGAGAAGUACGCCCAGGAGCGGAGGUGGCGCGCCGUCCGGCUGGUCACUGCCGCGUACGUUGUCGGCUUCGUGCAGCAGAGCAGCAACCCGGCGAUCAAGUUCCUCAGGGAGAAGUUCCUGUCGGGGUUGCUGGCCAGAGUGAUGGUCGACAUGGCCGACUACGACUGCGGGAAGCUCUAG